UUGUCAAAAAAGAUCUCCACUAUAGUCAUUUCACAGAUCGUAAAAAAAAAAGUACAGUACAUUUCAAGCUUCUCAUUUCUCCAUAGGUGUGAAAUCUGUGGUUUCACUUGCCGUCAGAAGGCCUCCCUUAACUGGCACAUGAAGAAGCACGACGCCGAUGCCACGUACCAGUUCUCCUGCAGCAUCUGCGGCAAGAAGUUCGAAAAGAAGGACAGUGUAGUGGCUCACAAAGCUAAGAGCCACCCCGAGGUGCUCAUUGCUGAGGCCCUGGCUGCCAAUGCCGGAACACUCAUCACCACUCCUGCUGGAGUCACCACGCUGCUGGAGACCUCCACGGGCUUCAUGCAGGCAGAGCAGGUGGUCCCUGAUGCUCAGGGGAGCUCUGCGAUACCUGCAGAUCAGGUAGCCCCAGUGACACACGUGGGUCCAGUGAUGGUUGUGGAUCAGGAUCACCCGCUACACACCAUGCAGGUACCGGUGACCCUGGCCAGGUCGUCGACAGAAGAGGAAAACAGCGCUCCCUCACAGCAGACGUCCGCUCACUCUCUGCAGAUGCCACUACAGUUCGUUUCGACUCCCGUCUCGCAGCAACACCAUAUCCAGCAGCUACCCAUUCAGCCCUCCACUACCAGCGUCACCCAGCAGGCCGCUUUGGUCCAGCAGCUGCCCAUUCAGUCCUACAGCCCUCAAUCCCAGAUUGUCCACAUGGCCUUCAGAGCUCUUCCUCAGCAGCAGCUCCCACUGGUUUCUGUUGCACAGCAGCUGCCUCUUCAAACCACCCAGUCACAUCAAAACCAGACCCUCCCUAGACCCCCAAGCCACAUCCCGGCUCCCAAUACUUCCCUACUCUCCCAAACCCUGCCUGCUGACUCCCGGAGCGUUUUGGGAUUCGGGAGCGAUCCUGCAUCCUUAUCUGCAUCUCCCCAGUCUUCCACUACUCCUUUAGAGACGAGACAGGUGGUCUGGGAGGGAGACGGGACUAAUGAGAAUGGAAAUGGGGGUGGGGUUUGGGAGGUGGGUGGAGAGCGGGAGGAGCAAAACAUGACGGACAGUUCAGACGGCCAAAUACAGCGUGUUCUAAUGUAGUGAAG
This is a messenger RNA of Sinocyclocheilus grahami, 1091 nucleotides long. Its product is annotated as AT-rich interactive domain-containing protein 1A-like. The transcript has a single exon. Lineage: Eukaryota; Metazoa; Chordata; Actinopteri; Cypriniformes; Cyprinidae. The annotation marks the transcript as partial. The record is from RefSeq and is a predicted model, not a curated record.